GUCACGCACUUUUGCUCAGAUUUGAGAUGAAGCAUGGAGGAUGUGUGUGGUUUUUUUUUCUUUCUUUCUUUCAGCUCGCACCAGUAUAGCUCAAUUUUAAAAAAAAAGAAACCAUUGCUUUUUAUCUGAUUUAAUAUUUUCGAGAUUAACUGGAGAGAAAUAACCCUUUUACGCGCGUCAUUUGGAUAAUCUGCAUUGUGCUUUGCAUCCAUCCAACCGAGCGACUGACUGCACCUCGUCGAGGCGUCGACACAAAUUCUAGAACGUCGACAACAAAUUCUAGAAUUUCAUGCAUGUUUUUUACACUAAAAUACAUAAAGAUAAUAAUACUUAUUUUGUCAGAAUUGGAUUCAUGAUUUUGCAGUGCAAUGUUUUAUCAUUUGGCAGCAAUGAUGCUGAGCGGUCAAACAGCCUAGAGAUGGUGUGAUGGACAAUGUUUUGUCCGGCUGGUACUCGACCUCUGCUGCGCUCCUCCUGGUCCAGGUCCUGGUCCUGAAUGCAGCAGAGGACAGAGACACCUAACCGGGUGUCACCCCCAAGACCUGGAUGCUGCGCCGCAGAAUGGGAUAUGCCGACCCGUCGUCGGGCAAAGACAUCCUCGGCAAUAGAUCCCUUUGUUUUAUAUUCAUUUGCGCAUUUGGACUCGUCACACUAUUGCAACAGAUUCUCUAUGGAAAAAACUACAUUAAGAGUGCGCAACAGUUUAGCCGACUCAAAGGGGACGAGACAGGAAAUUGGACCGGUCCCGUUAAUUUCUCGGAUGAUGGAUCUCUGAAGCCGGCCAGAAAUGGAAGGAAAAGAUGUUUCCGUCAGAAUUUUCAGCCAGAUUCACAGAUCUCCGUAAUAGUCACACCCUGCCUAGCCGAUAUUAAGAAGAAAAAAAAAAGGUAUCUGGAAAACUACGAUGGCUCAUAUGAAUUCAACUCCACUGCAUGCAGGGAGCUCAGACAGGAGAUUAUUGACGUCAAAGUCUUGACAAUGGUGAAAACCUCAGAGCUGUUUGAGAGAUGGCGGAACCUGCAGGUGUGUAGGUGGUCGCAGAACAAGGAGGAGAGCAGCAACUUCAAGAUGUCUCUUGCUCGCUGCUGUAAUGCUCCGUCCUUUCUGUUCACCACCAAGAGGAACACUCCUGCAGGGACCAAGCUGAGGUACGAGGUGGACACCAGUGGUAUUCUUCCCAUCACCACUGAAGUCUUCAAGAUGUUCCCUGAUGAUAUGCCGUACUCCAAAUCACAGUACAAGAGAUGUGCUGUUAUUGGAAACGGUGGCAUCAUCAAGAACACCAAAUGUGGGAAGGAAAUAGACUCGGCAGAUUUUGUGUUUAGGUGCAACAUCCCACCCAUCAAUGAGAAGUACUCAGCUGAUGUUGGCACUAAAACAGAUCUGGUGACAAUAAAUCCGAGCAUUAUUACAGAGAGAUUUCAGAAGCUGGAGAAAUGGCGGCGACCGUUUUACGACGUCCUCCAGAACUACGAGAAUUCCUCGGUGGUGCUUCCCGCCUUCUACAACACCCGCAACACUGACGUAUCGUUCAGAGUCAAGUACAUGCUGGAUGACUUUGACUCCCAGAGAGGUGUGUACUUCUUCCACCCGCAGUACCUGCUCAACGUGCAGCGUUUCUGGGCGGUACAAGGCGUCCGGGCCAAACGGGUCAGCAGCGGCCUGAUGCUCGUGACCGCCGCCAUGGAGAUGUGCGAGGAGGUCCACCUCUACGGUUUUUGGGCGUUUCCCAUGAACCCCUCUGGCAUCUUCAUCACCCACCAUUACUAUGACAACGUCAAGCCACGACCGGGCUUCCACGCGAUGCCCCAUGAAAUUUUCAACUUCAUGCACAUGCAUACUCGCGGAAUCAUCAACGUACACACGGCGUCGUGCACGUGAUCCCUCACUCCUCUGCUUUAACGUGGUUUACCUUUUAGUUCAGGUUGUGUUUUAUUUCAGUCAAUGAGACACUUGUUGGCCUUCAGAGCGUACACUUCUUUGCUCUCACUUAUUCCACAAGACACAGUGAAGGUCGCUUGCUUUAAUUGCCAACAUACUUCUCUUUUCGACGUGUACCUUGAAUUGUUCACUUAGCCAAUCAAAUCACUAUGGUUACCUCCGACUCUCUAACCAUAGGAUGCUUGUUUUUAAUGUGAAAAGUGGUCCUCAUAGUGAUGUCGUUUCUGUGAAGUUUUUCUAGUGGCUCUGCUGUACAGAGGUGUUGUUUUCUACUCAACGUUGCACAGAUAUUUACGCUGAAAUGGGCCGCAGUGGUGGUCUUUGUACCCCCUCAGUCAUUUCCCUAGUCUUCUUUCUUUAUUUUGGACACUCUGUGGGUGUGACAGCUUUUAAUGUUUGUGCAAAACAAAAUCUGAACCUUGGUAUUAAACUAAUAUUUUAAAAAAAAAAAAAGAUCAUCUAAUUGUCUACUUUUGUAAUGUAUUUCCUAUUCACCAUAUUCACGGGGUGAAUAUUUUAAAAACACUAUGGAAAUGGCCUGUUUUCAGUGGCCUACUUUCUCCCAAUUCAAAAAAAUCCUCUGAUAUUUCCGGUGAAAAAAAGUGUACACGAGAAGAGGCGAGGAUGUUUUGUUUUUUUUUGGCUUGUCAUGGUUUUGGACAAAAGCCAGAUGAAUAUUUUGACACCACCUGAGCAAAACUUUGACUUUCAAAGACAUCCAAUUUGUAAAGCAACAUAGUACUCACAGUACUCAUGUUGAGUGACCCAGCCUCUCGUUGUCAUUCAUGUCUUAAGCCAUGCUGCCUUAUGAGAUAUCAAACCCCUCUAUAUGAUAUGCAAUGCACCCAUGUGUUUUGCUUAUCUACAAAACAUCAAAUUAAAUCUUAGUUUUUCCCUUAAAUCAGAGGAGAUUUAAGACUCUCUAAGGUGUAGAAAUCCAUGUGCGGUUCUCAGCGUAUAUUCUAUUGGAAUCAGCAAAGUCUUACUCCCUGUAAAGUCCACUCAUAAUCAUGUAACGCUCUGCAUGACUUUACUCUAUACUUGGCUUUGUGUGUGCCUGCUUCAAUGAUCACUGAAAUAUGUUUACACUUAAAGCCUCCACUGGAACUCACAGUGCUGUUGGAGAUGUAUUCACGAACUGUUUCACAGAAAGAUGAAUGGAUUCGUCGAAUUGUAUAAUAGUGGAUGCGGUUCUCAUUGAUUAAAGAUGCACGAAGGUGGUUGCUGCCCUUUUGUGAACACUUUUAUUACUACUGUAUUGUUUCACCUCCCCGUGCACUCUAGAAAGCAUCGUGCAUUUACGAACUGGAAAGCUGUUUUUACUGUUUAUUUUGUUGUACACUUCAAAAAGGAGACUGUAAGAUAGUAUUUUGUCACUCCUCUGUUCAUGCUCUGUUGUGCACUUCUCCAUUACUUCCUUUGUAAUUGAAGGUUGCUAAUAAGAUUCAUGUUGUUUCUUUCAUCAUUUAUACAGACUCUUUGUGUGUUUAUGCACUAGAGACCACACCAAAAAUGUUUUUUGGCUCGACCACUAAAUUGUUGCACAGACAAAACUGAAUCGAGAGUGGAAAAGGAAGGGAACUGGUCUGUGUGCUGAAGGGAGGUAAUAUAUAACACAGUGCUUCUUAACUGACUUUGGAUCAUUAUUUUUAAUGGUAUUGUGUUUGUAAAUAAACUUGUUUGGAUUUUCUCA
Sebastes umbrosus (honeycomb rockfish) is the source of this 3634-nucleotide messenger RNA. It is a transcript of the gene st8sia5, whose product is annotated as ST8 alpha-N-acetyl-neuraminide alpha-2,8-sialyltransferase 5. NCBI's taxonomy places the organism in Eukaryota, Metazoa, Chordata, Actinopteri, Perciformes, Sebastidae. The coding region runs from base 547 to 1881 and encodes 444 amino acids. Gene Ontology annotation, biological process: N-glycan processing; oligosaccharide metabolic process. The transcript has 9 exons. The record is from RefSeq and is a predicted model, not a curated record. Gene Ontology annotation, molecular function: alpha-N-acetylneuraminate alpha-2,8-sialyltransferase activity.